Molecule: messenger RNA, 3107 nt
Organism: Solea senegalensis (Senegalese sole)
Lineage: Eukaryota; Metazoa; Chordata; Actinopteri; Pleuronectiformes; Soleidae
Gene: p2ry1
Product: purinergic receptor P2Y1
Exons: 2
Coding region: 1030-2091 (353 amino acids)
Biological process (GO): platelet activation; phospholipase C-activating G protein-coupled receptor signaling pathway; relaxation of muscle
Cellular component (GO): plasma membrane
Molecular function (GO): ATP binding; G protein-coupled ADP receptor activity; G protein-coupled ATP receptor activity
Source: RefSeq, a predicted model, not a curated record
UUAUUUGUCAAAUAACAAACUGAAUUCAUCUUUUUAUACCCAAACCUGAGCUGACUCAGUCAGACAUUAAUCAAGCAUAAACAUUCAACUUAUUAUCUUUAGUUUUUUCUGUUCAGGGAUGCACGUAAAUAACUAUAAUCUGGCAUCUUUAUCAAGAAAUAAUAAUGUGCUUUACUAUUUUUUCUGUAGUUAUAGCCGGUAGCCUAUAUACAUAUAACUGGUUAUGGUUAAUGCCUAACCUUCCUGAUUCAAAUCUCUUUCCUUGGAAAUGAUGAAGACCAGGUUUUUGAGGACUACUGGUCCAAACAAGGUCAGUGAUCCUGUCAGAACAAGUAGUGUAUUCAAAAAGCGGACCUUUUUAAAAUCAUCAUUCCUGUGUGUUCUGUUGUGUUGUGUACUAAUAAUCCACAUGCAUCCAGCUGUGUGGUGUCUUCAUGCGUCUUGGCGUGGGAACAUCUGUGCAGCGUCACCUCACAGUUCACAAUGUUGCUGUUGUUACUCUUCUUCAUCAAUUGAAAAGUGCGUAUUGAUAUUUCUGUACAAGUCGGAGCUGUCAGAGAGUGUGACAGGAGGAGGGAGGAACAGAAAGAGCGCGCUUUGGAGACGGGAAGCUGCUCAGUGGCUUAGUGUGUGGCGCGCACCUCCCCUCUCCAUAACGCGGCGAGCCUUCUCUCGCUUCACGGAGUCUGCCUGCAAUUCCUGCUUUUCAUGCCAGAGCCUGCAGCUGCUGUCUCUGUUGCGUCCCUCUGCGGCUGUGAGCGAAACCGUCGCCUCUCUCGUCACAGACCGACGCCAGACUUUUGAACACGCAAAGACUCAAAGACUCAAAGACAGAGAAAUAGCGCAACUUAAAAAAAAGACAUUCCAACAGCACAGCGAGGAGACGGUGUGAGGACACCUGACAGACACUUCACCCUCUUCCGAGUGUUGACUGAAAUCUUUUUCAACUGUGAAGACAGGCUACAGGAAUGUGGAGUAAAAAUCUGUCUCCACGUAAAACGACCUGCCUCUGCCUCUGCCCCUGACGCCAUGACCACAGACUUAAACUUAACCUCCCUGCUGAAUGUCACAGAUCUCCACAAUCACACCCGAGGAUGUUCCCUCACCAAGACUGGCUUCCAGUUCUACUACCUGCCCACGGUUUACAUCAUGGUCUUCAUCACGGGGCUGGUGGGCAACAGCCUGGCCAUUUGGAUGUUUGUGUGCCACAUGAGACCCUGGAGCAGCAUCUCUGUCUACAUGUUCAACCUGGCUCUCGCUGACUUCUGCUACGUCCUCUCUCUGCCCUUCCUCAUCUUCUACUACUUCAACAAAACGGACUGGAUAUUCGGGGAUGUCCUGUGCCGCCUGCAGCGUUUUAUAUUCCACGUGAACCUUUAUGGGAGUAUUCUGUUCCUGACGUGCAUCAGCGUCCACAGGUACACCGGGGUGGUGCACCCGCUCAAGUCUCUGGGUCGACUGAAGAAGAAAAAUGCGGUCAUUACCAGCACUCUUGUGUGGGUGGUGGUUAUUAUAGGUAUCUCUCCCAUCCUUUAUUAUUCCAGGACCGGCUUGAAGCGUAACGCCACCACAUGUUAUGACACCACCACAGAGGACGAGUUACCGGGUUAUUUCAUAUACAGCAUGACACUGACUGUGUUCGGGUUCUGCAUCCCUUUUAUUAUCAUAUUUUGUUGCUACGGCAUGAUUGUCAAAGCCCUAAUUUGCAACGACGUAAACAAUGCGCCGCUGCGGCAGAAAUCAAUCCAUUUGGUUAUCAUCGUGCUCGCCGUCUUCGCCGUCUCCUACAUGCCUUUCCACGUCAUGAAGAACCUCAACAUGAGGGCCAGGCUGUACUUCCAGAGCCCUGACAUGUGCAAGUUCAAUAACCACGUCUACGCCACCUACCAGGUGACAAGGGGACUGGCCAGCCUUAACAGCUGCGUGGAUCCUAUUCUUUACUUCCUGGCCGGAGACACGUUCAGGAGGAAGCUGUCACGGGCGACUAAGAAGCCCUCCAGGAAGGGAGACACUGUCCUUCAGUCUAAGAGUGAGGAGACAGCGCUCAACAGCCUGGCUGAGUAUGUGGAGAACGGAGACCGGAGGCUGUGACCGGACACCUCAAAGUGUCGAGCACUGGGUGUGGAUCUGUAUUAGCUUUAGAAACAACAAUGGACUUGAUCUUGUAUCAACAAAUACAGCGUCUGACACGUACGGCUAUAUGUAGAAUUUAUUGGAUGACGGUUUAUAAAACUUGUAGGACAAAUCCUCCGCCCUGUGAUAACCACCGCUUGCUCGCAGCUUGUUGAUGUUAAUAACCUGUAGUACUGUAUUGUUGUGUACAUGUGUUGUUCUUAAUGUUACAGCCAUUACUCUUCAUUCUGAUUGAAUAGCUAGCGUUGCUUACACUUGGUGUACACAAAAAUAAACAUUACCAUCGGGCAGGCUGCGGAUAAAGAGGUUCCUCUGCAGGCAUCAAUGCCCCGUUCAUCCAUUUGUUCAGGGAAAAGGAAAUAGACUGAGAAUGGAUAGCACCUUCUCUAACAACUGGACUGAUGCUUAAUCAAUAGCUAUUUAGCAGGUGGGGGUUUGUGGUGAAGGAAGAGCACCUGGCUUUUAGAGGAGAAAAGUUAAAGCACUGAAAGUGAAAUUGCUGCAUGGACAUGUCAUGCAGACACGGCUCUGCUCAGACUGCAAGAAAAUCAGACUUUUUCUCAGAUCAGAUUAUUAUCGUUAGUUGUACGCUGUCGAGAUGACAUAAACCUUUGUUCACCUUUGUGGUGUGGCUUUCAAACAUGGAUGCAGGUGAAAAAACAUGCCCUUUAAAGUCGCAGUGCAAAAAUCCUCCAUCGCACAGGAAAAGCUCGGCAGAGGAGGAGAGUGGAACCUAUUUUGCACGUGUUCUGUGCUGCAGUCACAGCUGACGUCACUCCACAUGUUUACAUGCACAGUUUAAUCGAGCGAGUCCGACCAAGACAGGCGAUCGAGUAUACAUGCGGAGGAGGGAUUUAUUGGCCGCGUACGCCUGACUCCACCUCCGUAGGUUGCCGCUGUAUCUCUCCAUAACCUAGUGCGCAUUGAAUCAGUUUCCUGUUGACCUUUACAGCACAGAAAAACAAACGGUGAAU